GAAUAAGAAUGAUGAACCGAAUUGAAGUGAACUUAGGAAGAAUGUGAGAAUGAAUGAACUCCUUUGCCCAAGGAUCGGACAAUUUCUUGCAAUUGUGCUAAGAAUAUUGAUAACACCGUACUAACUUAUUAUGGGAGGGUAUGUACACCGUGAAUCAAGGAAACCAAUGAAUGCGGUGGUGCUACUACUGGGUAUCUGGUUUAUGGACAGAUGGCCCGCCAUACAUCAAAUACGUGCGCUAACAACCGCACGUACCAUAGAGGGGAGAGCGAGAGGGGAAGAGAGAGAAAGGGAGAGAGAAAAAGAUGUGCGCAUAUAUACCAGUCCGUGUCAUCGCGAUAAACGAUGGUAAACGAUCGAGGCGCCAUUCCAAUGCAAUAAUGUGCAACCAGUUGAGAUCAUCACUAGAUUCAGACCACUGUGGAAUAAGCAAAAACUUGAGAGGGAUUCUCUCCUAAAGAUCAAGAAACACAGACGAAAAUGGGAUCGUUUGGUGGACAUGCAGUCCCUGGUGGAUUCUUUAUCAUUGCUGCUAUCUGGUGGAUCAUACAACUUGCAUACACCACCGCUGUAUUGGACAACGGGAGGAAGCGGCCCCGGUCGCGCCUGAUGCAAUGUCUGCACCGAGCUCCAGUUGAAGCAGGCCUAAUCAUUUUCGGCGCCGUUGCCGGCAUCGUCGUCGAGAUGGCCUACUCCGAGCCUAUCCUAGUCCUCAUCGAUAAAAACGGCGAAUGGCAAAACGAUGUGGAGUGGGGUCACUGCUCCAUGUACUUGUAUUUCGGCCUGUACGGAUUCGUCAAAACUAUCGGAGCUACGUGUGUUCCUUCUGCAGCCAGGUAUGAACAAGCUUUCGGCGCUUUGGCGUACGCCGUUGAAGGGUUUCUCUUUUACUACCACACCCAUGGCCGCAGUCCUCUGGAUAUCCACCUUCACAACAUGCUUGUUUUUGCCAUCUUUGUCUGCUUCUUGUCAGCAGCCGGUGAGAUUUGGAACCCUGAAGAUAUCCUGAUCCGGCUAAUCCGGAUUCUCUUCACCCUUGUCCAAGGUACGUGGUUCUGGCACUUGGGAAUCGUUCUCUACAGACCGCCAUCGGGAGAGGAAUGGGAUGGCGAAGACCACCUCAAUAUCAUGUUCACUACGGCCUUUUUCACGUGGCAUAUUCUCAUCGGCAUGUUGGUUCUGUUCGUCGUCUAUUGCAGCACCAAACUGGUGUUGAAGUCCUGUGGGAUCUCGACAGUACAGUACACUGAGACGUGUAACGGUCGUGAGGAACUUGAGACCAAGCUCUUAGGAAACGCAUCAGACUGAGGAAAUGUGAACAAUCAACAUCUUAUGGAUCUUAGAUGAUGAUGAUGCUAAUGAUGAAGAUGACGAUAAUGGUGACGAUGAUGGUGGUGGUGAUGAUGAUGGUUACGGUGAUGAUGAUCAGAUGAUGUGUAGCGGUCGUGAGGAACUUGCGGUCAAACUAUUAGGGAACACAUCAGACUGAGAAAAUAUGAAUUGGCCAACAUCUGGGGCCCGUUUCAUAAAGGACUUGCAACUAUUGUAACAUUGCCACUAUGCCAACUACCAUGGAAACUUUGAUUAUGAUUGGCUGCUGAGCCCUGUUACCAUGGCAGUUGCCAUUAU
Lytechinus variegatus (green sea urchin) is the source of this 1629-nucleotide messenger RNA. RefSeq names its product transmembrane protein 45B-like. Bases 481 to 1308 code for a protein of 275 amino acids. The record is from RefSeq and is a predicted model, not a curated record. The transcript has a single exon. Lineage: Eukaryota; Metazoa; Echinodermata; Echinoidea; Temnopleuroida; Toxopneustidae.